This is a messenger RNA of Thrips palmi, 1543 nucleotides long. RefSeq lists its product as uncharacterized. Lineage: Eukaryota; Metazoa; Arthropoda; Insecta; Thysanoptera; Thripidae. The transcript is spliced from 6 exons. The record is from RefSeq and is a predicted model, not a curated record. The coding region runs from base 1 to 1401 and encodes 466 amino acids.
AUGCAGAACGCCGUGCUCGCGGACUACAACGACCUGGUGCUCGCCGGCGGCGCCAUCUACGACGGCUUCACCGACUUCCUGCGCGAGGACGUCGGCGGCAAGUGGGAGGCCGUGCACCCCCGCGUCAUGGACACGCUGGACGAGGUGAUGCAGUACAACAUCCGCACCAAGAAGGCCAUCGCCGCCGACCUGCCCGACAUCCUGGCAAAGCUCAAGGAACACUUCGAGCACAAUGAUUUCUUCGUCAAGGACAUCUGGAAUUUCUUUGCGUCGGCAGCGUACGUAAACAUAAAAACCUAUCUGUUGCGAGCGGUGGUGCUUCUUGCGUCACCAAGCACGGCUUGGAGGUGCUGGACGCGGCGUACAUACUCGGCCGUGAAGAGCUUCGCCUCCAUGCUGGUGGACAUCGUGUACAUCGACAUCGCGGCCACCCUGGACGUAAUCCCAGUCAUCAAAGCUUUGGGUAAGAACGCCAUGGUCCACUGGAACGCCACGAUGACGGACUUGGCGGAGCUGCGCAACGCGACGCACCGCUGGACGCGCGAGGUGCUCAAGUCGGCGCACGACUCGCUGGCGCAGCUCGAGAGCUCCGUGGCCGCGCAGCUGGACCGCUGGGACGCCUUCGUGGAGGACGCCAAGCGCCGCAUCGAGCGCGCCGUCGUCCCCGGCCUGCUCACCGCGCAGGAGAUGUUCGCCUUCCUCAACUACCACCCUUUCCGCCCCUCCACCCGAGCGCCCUGCCGUGCCUUCGUGGAGUCCGUCAAGACGCACCUCAUGAGCAUGGAGGAGGUGCGCGAGGUGCUCCACCUGUACUCGCAGUACGCGUCCUGGCUGGAGGACUUCCACGUGCAGGACUACUUCGACCAGUACCUGUCCGAGCUCAGCGACACGGCCGAGUGGGUGGUGCGGGACUUGCGCCAGACGCACUCGGACUGCAAGGCGUACUUCGACGCGCUGUGCGACGCCGCCUUCGGCCACUACGAGGCGCUGCACAAGCUGCCGCCCCCCGUGGCCUACGUGCGCAAGCUGGCCGGCAAGGUGUACCAGAAGGCUCUGUGGGCCUGGCGCUACUACGACGUCACCAAGGAGAUCGGCGAGAGCCUGCUGUGGGCGCUGCACCAGCUCGAGGUGGGCCUCAUGGACCUGCUGAACCACAUGGACGCCAGCGCCGUGGCGCGCCCCACCCUGGAGCCCUCGUCCAGCCUCAUCCUGGACAAGGACCUGGGGCUGCUGGAGUACACGCAGACCCUGCCCAUCCCUGGCACGGCUUCGACCGCCUGCCCGAGUUCCACGAGCUGUCCCCGUACCGCGUGGCCCAGGAGCAGACCGCCGACAUCAGUUCUCUCGACAAGUACCGCUACUACCUCCUGGACGCCCUCAACGAGUACCGCUCGGGGCUGAAGCUGUCGCGCUGGCUGCCGCCCUACGGCGCCACCGGCCUGCUGGUGGGCCGCCACCACUUCAUGACCUUCGACAAGCAGUUCUUCGACUUUGCCGGGGAAUGGUCGUACCUCCUCACCUCCGACUUCGUCAACUACGAAAU